This is a messenger RNA of Haliotis rufescens (red abalone), 7278 nucleotides long. Its product is annotated as ankyrin repeat and sterile alpha motif domain-containing protein 1B-like. NCBI's taxonomy places the organism in Eukaryota, Metazoa, Mollusca, Gastropoda, Lepetellida, Haliotidae. Gene Ontology annotation, cellular component: cytosol. Gene Ontology annotation, molecular function: protein binding. The record is from RefSeq and is a predicted model, not a curated record. The transcript has 26 exons. Bases 99 to 4220 code for a protein of 1373 amino acids.
CGCUGUCUGUCUAAGCAUGGCGAGAAGGAAGUAAAGAAAUUUUAUCAACAAUGUACGAUCUUCCAGUGAAUGUUUGCAGAAUAUUUUAAUCAAAUACUAUGGGGAAAGAGCAGGAACUGCUGGAAGCGGCAAGAACUGGAAAUGUUGCAGUUAUAGAAAGAUUGCUCGCCAGCAGAGUACGUCGAUCUGCAGGAGGGAGUGCACUUACAAGCGCUCUUGCCAGUCUCUGGAAUUUCAAAGGAGUAAAUGUGAACUGUGUGGAUGCUAAUGGCGGUACUCCUCUCCAUCUUGCAUCUCUCAAUGGACACAGAGAGUCUGUGACUCUUCUCCUUCAAAAUGAGGCUCUGGUCAACGCCACUGACGAACGAGGAUGCACUCCCCUUCACUUGGCAUCAUGGAGUGGACGUUCAGAUAUCUGCACAUUGCUCCUGCAGCCCUCCGCCAUACCCGCUCAGAUCAACGCACAAAACAGCGAUGGUGAGACCCCACUCCAUUGCGCUGCUCAACAUGGCCACUGUAUUACUGUCUCAGUCCUCCUCCAGGACAAUGCAGAUCCAACAAUACGAAACCUGGGGGAGUUCUCUCCCUUGGAUCUUGCCGCCCAAUAUGGCCGCCUUGAUGUUGUCAAACAGUUGAUCACAACUCACCCAACGCUUGUGAACAACUUGAUCUUGAACCACUCGCCACUACAUCUAGCAUCAAGGAGUGGACAUCGCGCCAUCGUCCAGUAUCUGCUAGAUUCUGGGUUCAGUGUCAACCUCAAGACUGAUGCUGGCACGCCAUUGCAUGAAGCUGCCACUUACUGUAAAACUGAUGUCAUCAAACUGCUGCUAGAUCGAGGUGUCAUGGUGGACGAGCAAGACGUACGAGGACUCACCCCGGCGGACAUCCUCAAGUCCCUGCCCUCACAGAAGGCGCAUGAGGCUACGAAACUCAUCAAUGAUCACAUCAAAGGCUUGACCAAAGUAGUCCUGCAGGACAGGACGCCAUCAGAAGAUGAGUACGACUUCAGCCCCGAGGACGUCUCUGUCCCAGUCCCCGAGCCAUCCCCCCCAGUCCAGGACAGUGACCCCAUCGCACAGAUGUAUGCCAAGGUCAACAAGGACAACAGAGAGAAGGCAGCAGCACUGAGGCAGAAAAGCCCUGUGAGCCCCGAUGUAUCACCACCCCCCAUCCCACCCCGAGCGCCCUCUAUCCGCUGUUCCCGGAACCCUGUGGAAGCAGCACGGCGGUCGCCACCGGUUACAAGUUGCCCGGCAACAGGCAGCUCCAUGACAGCAGCAGAAGCUGGUGCUAAGGAGCAGCCGAAGAAGCCGCCCCGUCGGCGCCCCACCCGACUCAGCCAGUCCAGCCAGCAGAUGGAAUCUCAGGAACCCAGUCAGGAGGCCGACGAUCGCAGCGUGGAUACAGAUGACACCGUGUCAAGUCAUCGCGAGGAGACUGACGGCAGCGAAGACUGUAGCGCUAUGAAGUCUGCUACCUCCACUGCACCAAAAGACCAGCCCAAACUCCCAAGUCCUGUGUACUGUAAUGUUCCGCCAAAAUCGGAGUCUGUGAAAUCCGAACUUACGAUAACCGAAGAUCAGCAGAGACAGAAUGAGAUAAAUACACAGGGAGAGCCUGUGGAAACUUCACAAAUAACAGAAGCUCAACCCCUUCCCUCACCAAAUGUGAUUCAUAGUGAUAAGGGAGAUAACUCUGUUCAGCCAGAGAGUUCCUCCGAGAUCACAAGUGACUCUAUCGAUGUCUCGAAUAACACAGAUGUAUUUAGUUCGGAUGAUUGGUCUCGGAGUGAAGUGUCUGCGAUCGAGAAAGAAAAGACGGAUCAUUCUGAGGAUUUCUCCACGGCCACAUCUGAUGAUGGACUCUCAACUUCAAGUGUCUCUGUUAUUGGAGCUUUCGAUGGAAGUGAUCGUGUUCAGAAGCCAAGUUCACUAGAGUUUGAGAAUAAAAGGACCAGUCGGUCCAGUGUGGAUGUACCCCUGUCCCCCACCGGCUACGUUCAGCCCCCCACGCCGGACUACCCCCCACCCUCACCAAGCACAGCUGUGCAGGGCAUCACACAGAAGAUCAACCCCCAGGAAAAGAGAAAAUCCAAAGACAUGGAGACCCUUACAGAAGCUUCCAUACUUGCCAGUCUCCAAAACAAGCCAGUGAAGCCACCAGUGAAACCUCCAGUGAAGGCGCCAGUGAAACCUCCAGUGAAGCCUCCAGUGAAGCCUCCAGUGAAGGCGCCAGUGAAGGCGCCAGUGAAGGCGCCAGUGAAACUUCCCCCUGACAAUAACAACAUCGUGGCUGCAGACAGUGGCCCCAUAGUAGAAGAUGGGGAGGAGGUCACAGACGCCAUGCAGCCUCCGCCCAGAGUGGAGCGCAUCACCUCCAAGGUUCUGGAGACUGUCAUCGAGCGAGUCGAGGAGCCGAAUCAAUCCGGGAGUAAUGGAGAGAUUACCACAAACACGCAACAACUCACGGAACAUGUACAGCUACGGCGAAGGAUUAGUUCCGAGAGUGCCAGUGAUGCAGACACCGAGACUAGCAUAUUUGCAGGUCUGUUGCGGGGAUCCACGCCUGGAGGGCCACGAAAUGUGGUGUCCCAAAUAUGUGAAAGUGACGUAGUUCGGCAGAUCAAGACAAAACGUCAGUCCACCCCGUCAUCCUUCCUCAGCUUUGACACGGUCAUGGAGAAGGAGGAGGACAAGGACAACAUCGACGCUGAUGCGGUUCUCGCUGGCCUCGACGAUGCCUUGAAAAAUAACGCUGCUGCUGAGAACACCAACGGCCACAAGAGUGGGGAUGACGGCAAUAUAGACGAGAGUGAGGAAUGGGCAAAUAUCGCCGCCACGUUGGCUGAGUUCGGGGUGGGCAUGGCUCGAGAGUCCGUGUUUGUACGCGAGUACGAGGCGGACUUUGCACGGUUAUUGGCAGGUACACACCUCGCGCCCAAAUCUCAAAAACCCUCCAACAAGAUACAGAGUGUCGGGGAGUGGCUGGAGAUGCUAGGCCUGGGACAGUACGAGAACACACUGGUUGCUAACGGCUUUGACGAUACAGACUUCCUUGGGGGCAAGGUGAUGGAGGAGCAGGACCUUGAGAGCAUCGGUAUCACAGACACAGAGCACCGGACAAAGCUGCUGAAGGCAGCCGUUUCCUUACCUAAACUAGAACCAAUAGGUAGGUCACUGAGAGAUCAAGCAAAGCUUCCCCCAUCAGUUGAAGAAUGGCUGAAGUCAUUGCGGUUGGAACAGUAUUUAGAUACAUUCACUAAUCAUAGAUACGACACCAUGGAGCGUGUUGUCAAAGUGUGGGAGUUAGAAUUAACAAGUGUAUUAGAUAUAACAUCUAUAGGGCAUAGGAAGCGAAUACUAGCGUCAUUAGGAGACCGCCCUGCCCCGGAGCGGAUCAACUCUUCAAGUAGUCCUAACAUCAUCAAGAAGACCAUGACACAAGGUGUGGAGGUCAUAUCUCCAUUUGAUCACAUUGAUCUCUAUAAAGACUAUACAGGCGUCAAGUCAACCGCAGUCGAUGACCCAGAAGUGCCAGAACCUUCCCAGAAUCCAUUGCUCAUGUUCGGAACUGGCAACGAUGGUCUCAGUCAAGGCCAGCAUAUCCGUGACAGCACAAUACAUAUCCGCCCACCCCACCUGGCCCACACGACGGGGUCAGUCCGACAGUGGCGCCACCGCCCCGAGAUCCUCAUCAAGGGAUGCUGUAACUACACUGCUCAGUAUCUUGGGUCAUCCUUGGUGAAGGAGCUGAAUGGUCCGGAGUCCACACAAGAGGGCAUCUCUAAACUGAAGCAAAGACUACGGCGAAAACUCCAGAAAUCCACUGAUGUCAUUGCCAAAAUUCCAACUAUAAUGCUUUCCAUAUCGUACCGUGGUGUCAAGUUCAUUGAUGCCAAAUCCAAGAAAGUUAUCUGUGAUCAUGAAAUCGCCAACAUCUUCUGCGCAUGUCAGGACUCAGAGCAUCUGAACUUCUUUGCAUACAUCACGAAGGACCGCGAGACCCAGAAGCACUACUGCCAUGUCUUCAGUGUGCGGAGCAGGGAAUUGGCAGGGGAGAUAAUCCUGACUUUGGGAGAAGCCUUUGAGAUUGCAUACCAGAUGGCGUUGAAAGAGAAAGCUGAGGAAGAUGCCAUGGAGUUUGAGAAGAAGCUGAGCCCCAGUGACCAAGAAGAUACAACCAGCGCCUCAUCAAAAGCAUCGCUCAAUACAGUAUAGCACAUGUACAUAACGUGUGUAGUCUCCUGUAUAGCUGGCCCCUCAUCAGGCUUCUCCAGGUCUUCCAUGGCAUGAGGAGCCCCAAGCGCCAUGCACCAUCCGCUAACAUAGAUCCUGGCAACUGUAUCAGCCGAAGUCAGAAGCAGCUAGCUCAUUGAGAAGUUUUUAAUGAUAUUUACAAUUUCUAUCAAUAUUUAGCACCAUUUAAAAGUAUUUACUAUUAUUAAAAACACUAAAGCAUCAUCAGUGUUCUACAGUAGUCAUCAUUUGGCAAGCACCUGCUGGAGACUCCUACAACACAAGUGACUAACUACUAUAUUCAACCAUCAUGUCCUCAUUCCAUCAAACUAAUUCCAGCAAUCUAAGUGGCACUAAGAUUAUUUGGUGAAUGUGCCUUGAUAUUAAUGGGGGACUACGCUCCAUGGUCUGGGAAACUCACCAGUCUAGAUCUACUUGAAGAUAAUAUAAUUAUCAAUGAUUGAGUGAUAAUUGUACCAUGAAUUUUGGAAACACUAAAUUCUGAUUGGUCAUUCAGAGGUUUCAAAUCACAAUAACCACCCCAGCUGUGCGUUUGGUUCCAAAUUCAAUUUAGAAUGGUUUGAUCUACAGGUAACCUCGCUCUACAAUGAAAAGACAGUAUGUUUAUCUACUAAACGUUAUAAUAUUUGAGCAACAAAGAAAGAUGUUUUUCAGUGACUAGAAUGACAUGCAAGGGUUAUCAGUUGACCGUAGUCCCGCCCUGCGAUUCAGCUGGGAGACAGAUAGGGAGAUGUACACUUGGAUGAUAACAAGUAUUUGAAGAUGGGGCUAUAAUGUACAUUUUAAAGUAGGACCAUGCAUAAAAUUGUUGAUUUUGUUUAUUUCUUUGUUUAUGUUGGACAGUAUGCAAUUUUUGGCAGAGGGUGAGGGUGCAAAGAUUGUAAGAUAUAUGGAAAUCUUUCGUUAAUGUAUUGCAAUUUUACAGAUUGCAUGUAGAGAUUUAUAGAUUUCCAGUGUUGCCCUCAUAAGCUACUAUACUUUUUUACUUUCAUUUUUUGAAGUAUUAAUACAUAUACAUACCAAUCAUUCAAUUACAAUAAUCAGAAUUCACAUUUAACAUCAUAUUUCAGUGUAUGCCACUUUUGACCAAAUUUCAUGAGUAAUAUCAAUACAAUAUGACAUCAGUUUUUGUGACCAAUCAUAUUGACCAGUUCGCUUAUUUGAACAUAUCCGCACACAGGGGUCGUCUCAAGUUUUUCAGUCUUUUUAAUUGUGUUCAUAAAGAGAUCAAUAAUGGAUGCUUCAUACAACAGUUUGCCGUUGAUACAUGAAUAGAAUAUUCUUGUAGUGAUAUUGAAACCAACCAGGUAUUUGGAAAGUAUUAUCACAUGUCUUGUAUGUACUUGAAUUCAUGACCCCGGUAUAAUGUAAAACUUGCCACCUUACAGACUAUUUUGAACAUGCUACAAUUAUACAAGUGCUGGGUUUUUUUUGUUUCGGUAUUUUUUUCCAUAUCAACCAGAAAUCUCCAUGCAUAUCUUUUCAAUAUUUUAAAUUUUUUUUGAGAAGACCCCUAAGAUAACGAAAACCAAAUAUUGUGUUAGUAGCAGCUUUACCAUUCCAUCGUGUUUUGAUUCCCGUUGUUUAUAUGCAAGUUGUAGUUGUAUUUUUAUGUUAUUUAUUUCAAGUUUGUUCACAUCCCACUAGCGUUAUUUACACAUUUAUUUGCUUAUGUCAGCAGAAAUGAAGAAUUGAUUGUUUUCAUGUUAGUGUCACCUGGAUCUCUCGAGAUGUAAAUGGAAUUUACGUAUAAUCUCUUUUUUUAAAAUUCAAUUAUAUAAAGCAUAAUUUGGAAGCUAUAUGCAUUUUUUGGCAGAGAUAUAUUGUAAAGUAAUAACUUGUGUUUCACAACAUGUUUUCUUGGUGCAUGUCCCCUUUACACCUACAUCAAGUCAUUGGUGUGUGUGCUUGGUGUGUGCAUGUCAGGAGAUGGAGUAAUUAAUCAAGAUUUAAACAUGUGGAAAACUACCAUAGACUUCCAUGUCUUCCUUGAGACAAGUGUCAAACUGGGAUAUAUUUGUAGUUGUUUCUUUUUGACAGACUUUGUUUUUAAAAAAUGGUUUGGGAGGUUGGGGAAAACACCUUUUUCUUUUUAGCUACAUGUUGUCAAACAGGUUCAGUUCAGUAAUUGCAUCAAUUCUGAAUUUAAGCAAAAUCAUUCUCUUUGUUUCUUGAAUAAAUAGCUGAUAUAGUGUUUUAGAAGAUAUUAUCAUAUGUAUCAGACCUAUAUUUUGUCAAAAAACAUGUAAACCAAGUUUAACAUGGAGACCUAAGACGAGAAAAUUAUGAGAAUUUCCCACGUGAAGACACCAUUAAUACUUGCAGUUUUCAAAUGUGCAUUUGACAUUUUUGCAUUCAAUUUACUAAAUCUAUAGAUAUUAGUUUUGAAAAAGAUGUAUUGAAAUCACCUGUUUGAUAUUAAACUUUAUCUUUAAACCAGUGUAUUGAUUACAGUAAAUGCCGUGUAGGUAGAUGGCUGUUAUUGCUACUGAUAGAACUAGAGAACUCUCGUACUGAGAGUAACACAGGUGAGAGCACCCUCCUGCUACCUAUGGUGGUUCAUUAAUACGAAGCAGGUUACAUCUAUAGGUAGUUGUGCAUGCGGUAGUACACGGAGAGGGUCACUUCUUCCUAAUCAUGCAGUUGUUACAGAUUGUCUAUUGCUAUUUAAUGUUUAUUAUUUACUUAAGGCCAUGAGCUUUCAAUAAAAAUACUAACUUCAGCUUAUUCAAUGAGAUGUAUUUUCUCACUGAAUUUGUAGAGUAAAUAUAUACAUGGUUUGGAACCAACUCUGCUGUACUUGUGUCUCUUGCUGCCAUUUGUGUUAUAAAUUGUUCAAUUUACAUUUUGUAAUACAUUUGUAAAUUUGUAAUAAAAUUCAGAAGGAUUAUUUUAUGCAAAACAUUUGAUGAAGUUUGUCAUUUAGAUUUCUAAUGGAUAUCGUGUUUGACCUUCAUGUUUUGUUCGCUUACAUUAAGCUUGUAAGUGGCAUUGAAUGUCACUGUUAAAUAUUUGUAUC